Dictyostelium discoideum AX4 is the source of this 2904-nucleotide messenger RNA. Its product is annotated as protein kinase, TKL group. The transcript has 2 exons. NCBI's taxonomy places the organism in Eukaryota, Evosea, Eumycetozoa, Dictyosteliales, Dictyosteliaceae. The coding region runs from base 1 to 2904 and encodes 967 amino acids. The record is from RefSeq and is a predicted model, not a curated record. Gene Ontology annotation, molecular function: protein serine/threonine kinase activity; protein serine kinase activity; ATP binding.
AUGAAUUCAUUUGAAAAGAAAAUAUUAAUAUUAAAAAAAGAUGAUAAAGAUUCAUUCAUAGCAUUAGUUAAACAAUUGUCAACAAAAGAGAAACAAAUAUUAUUUGAUACUAUUGAUUCCAGAAUUAGAAAGUUACAAACUAUCUAUUUGAAUAAACCAUUCAACUUAAAAUUCCUUCAAACAUUCAUAAAAGAAGAUAGUGAUGAAGAUGAUGAUGAUGAAGAGGAUGAAGAGGAUGAAGAAGAUAGUGAUGAAGAAGAGGAUGACGAUGUCGUAGAAGAUGAUAAUACAAAAGAUAUUGGAAAGAGUAGAGAUAGUGAUAAAUCAAUUAAAGGAAAAGAAAAAGGGAAAGAAAAAGAAAAAGAAGAGAUUGAGAUUAUAGAACAAAGAUAUGAAACAAAAGUAAUACCAAAAAAACCAAUAUAUAAAGAUCAACAACAAGAACUAUUACAGCAACUGCAACUGCAACAACUUCAACAAAAACCCAUUUCACCCAUUAAAGAUAAUAGUGGUGUUAGUUAUAAUACAUCAUUUUCAUCAUUAUCAUCACUUUCAAUGUCAAAUUCAACAUCAUCAUCAUUAUUAUCAACAUCAUUAUUAUCAGCUUCAUUAUUAUCAGCUUCAUCAAGUGGUUUGUCAACAUCAUCAUUAUCAUCAUCUAUCAAUAAUAGUAGUAAUAAUAAUAGUAAUAUUUCAUCAUCACCAUUAUCAUCAUCACCAUUAACAUUAUCAUCAUCAUCGUCAUCGUCAUCACCAUUACAAAGAAUUCAAUCAAUUCAAAAUUUAAUAAGGUCAAAUAGUUUAAGAACAUCAUUAUCAUCAUCUUCUUCAUUAUUACCAAAUUUAAUUCAAUUACAACAACAACAACUACCACCACCACCACCAUCACAACAACAACAACAACAACAACAACAACAACAACAACAAAAUAAUUCAAUGUUACAACAAUCAAAUAAUAAUAAUAUAUCACCAAGGACACAACUAUUAAAUAAUACAACAACAUUAUUACCAAAUAAUGGAUUAGAGGAGAUAUUUAAUGAUAGUAAUAAAAUUGGUGAAGGUGGUCAAUGUUCAAUUUAUAAAUAUAUGGGUACAGCAAUGAAAAGGUUCAAACCAUCAUUAAGUAGUAGUUUAAUUUCAAAAGAGUUUGAAAAUGAAGUUUUAAUAUUGGAGAGACUAAAUCAUCCAAAUAUUGUAAAGAUUAUAACUUAUUCAACCAUUGAAAGAAUUAUAUUAUUAGAAUUUAUCGAUGGUAAUAGUUUGGAUAAAUAUCCAAGUCAGUCACUACCAUUGUCACCAUCAUCAUCAUUACCAAAUCCUUUAAAAGUAAUUCAAGAUUUUCAACAAAUUGUUGAUGCUAUGAUUUAUUUACACAAUGAAAUUGGUAUUAUUCAUUUCGAUUUAAAACCUUCAAAUAUUUUAAAAAAUUCAAAAAAUAAUAAAUUAAAAUUAAUUGAUUUUGGUAUUAGUAAAUUUUUAAAUAAUAAUAAUCAAAAUAAUAAUAAUAAUAGUUUAAAUAUGGGAUCAUAUAGAUAUUCACCACCAGAAUUAUUAUGUAAUAAUAAUCAAAAUAAUAAUUUAAUUAAUAAAUCAGUUGAUGUAUUUUCAUUUGGUAUAAUGUUAUGGGAAUGUUUAAAUUGGACAUUACCAUAUGAAUCAUUAUCAAGAGAACAAGUUAAACAAAUUAAAACUGAUAUGGAAAGAGAAUCACAUUUACCAUUGGACCAUUUACCAAAAGGUAUUCAAGAUUUAAUUAGAUUAUGUUGGAAACAUGAUCCAUCAAUUAGACCAUCAUUCAUUGAAAUUAGAUCAAGAUUAUCUGAAAUCAUUUUAAAUAAUAUACCAAGUUUAAAUGGUAGACAAUUUUGGAUUUCAUCUUCAAAAUAUUUACAACAAAAUGAUGAUUCUUUAAUUAAUAAUAAUAAUAAUAAUAAUCAAAAUAAUAAUAAUCAAAAUAAUAAUAAUAAUAAUAAUAAUAAUAAUAAUAAUAAUAAUAAUAAUAAAGACGAAACUACAAGUAUAAUAAUAUAUGAAUCAAUACCUUGGUUAAAAUUUAAAACGUUCCUAUCAAAUCAUUUAAAUAUAUAUAGACAAUCUUCAACAUCAAAUUCAAAUUCAAGUUUUAAUUUAAAUAAUAAUUCAUCAAGAAAUAAUCAAAGACAACAACAGCAACAAAAUAAUAGAAAUAGAAGCGUUUAUAAUAAUAAUUAUAAUAAUAAUAAUAAUAAUAUUAUAAAUAAUAAUAAUAAUAAUAUUAAUAAUAAUAGAAAUAGGAAUUAUAAUGCAUAUUAUGAAUAUAUAUUUGAUUAUAUUAGAUAUAUAUUAAAGGUAAUUGAUGAAAAAAGGGAUGAAGUUUCAGUUAUCGAAUUCUCAAGAUUUUGUACAUUUUUUUCACCUUUGAUUUCUUCAAGUUUAUUUAGAAGUAUUCAAAUAUUUUGUGAUAUACCAGGUUUAUAUGGUUAUUGUUUAAAGAAAGAUUUGAUUUUAAGUAGUUCAAUGAUAACUUUAAUGUCAAAAAUUGGUUAUCUUAUAUUCAUUGAUCCAAAUAAUAUUAAUCAAUUAUUUUUAAAAAUGAAAGCUCCAACAAGUAGUUCAUCGAAUAAAAAUAAUAAUAAUAAUAAUAAUGAUAAUAAUAAUCCAUCCAACUUUAUUGAUUUUACAAUUCGAGUUAAAAUUGGUAAUUAUAAUCAAAGAAUAUUUCAAUGUCAUGGUCAUACUUCAUCUUCUUUAUCAGGUUUAAUUAAAGAAUUACAACCAUUAAUUGAUAAUAAUAAUAGUGGUAAUAGUAGUGGUAGUAGUAGUAGUAAGAAAUCAAAUUCUGGUUUCUUAUAUCAAAAAACUCCAAUAUCUGAAAUUAAAGAUAGACAUAUAAAUGGUUCUUAUUUAAAUCAAAAUUAUAAAUAA